This is a messenger RNA of Dermochelys coriacea (leatherback sea turtle), 1558 nucleotides long. It is a transcript of the gene TRIP13, whose product is annotated as thyroid hormone receptor interactor 13. Gene Ontology annotation, molecular function: ATP hydrolysis activity; ATP binding. Bases 1 to 1503 code for a protein of 500 amino acids. Gene Ontology annotation, biological process: reciprocal meiotic recombination; meiotic recombination checkpoint signaling. Gene Ontology annotation, cellular component: chromosome; nucleus. The transcript is spliced from 14 exons. The record is from RefSeq and is a predicted model, not a curated record. Lineage: Eukaryota; Metazoa; Chordata; Testudines; Dermochelyidae.
AUGGCGGCCGCUCGGGCCCCCCUGGAAGCGAGGCCGGAGAUGCACGUCCGGGUGAGGGGGGGGGGCGGCUUUGCAUGCACGUCCGGGGCAGGGGGCGGGGUUCCCCCCCUCCCCGCGUUUUUCCAAAAGUUGCGACGGCAGCGGCUUUUCGUGCCCCGGCCCGGCCCCUCCUCGCAGCGGCGGCAGCGGCGCGGAAUGAAUAAAAUGGAUGAGGCAGCUGGUGAUUUAAAACAGGCACUUCCAAACGUGUGCGAUUCUGUCCAGUUACAUGUAGAAGUUCACCAGAAAUCAAACAGCACCUCAAAGAAAGAAGAUAUCAGGCUGAGUGUCUUAAAGCUGCUAAACAGACAUAACAUCGUUUUUGGUGAUUACACAUGGACUGAGUUUGAUGACGGUUUUCUGAACAACAAUGUGCAGUCUGUGUCAAUUGUGGACACGGAGCUAAAACUGAAAGAAAGACAGCCCAUUAACUUGAGCAAAUGCAAUCUCUCCAUUCAUAUUUUUCAUCUGAAUGACGAAGGACCAAGCACUGAAAAUCUAGAGGAAGAGAAUGAGAAUAUUGUUGCAGCCAACCACUGGUUGCUGCCUACAGUUGAAUUCCAUGGUCUUUGGGAGAGCCUUGUGUAUGACACUGAAGUAAAAUCGCAUCUACUUGACUAUGUGAUGACAACUUUACUGUUUUCUGACAAAAAUGUUGACAGCAACCUGAUAUCCUGGAACAGAGUUGUCUUGCUGCAUGGUCCUCCGGGAACUGGUAAAACUUCACUCUGCAAAGCAUUGGCUCAGAAGCUGACCAUUAGACUUUCAUACAGGUACAGGUAUGGACAGUUAAUUGAGAUAAACAGUCAUAGCCUCUUCUCUAAGUGGUUUUCUGAGAGUGGCAAACUUGUAACCAAGAUGUUCCAGAAGAUUCAAGAGUUAAUUGAUGAUAAAGAUGCUCUUGUAUUUGUACUGAUAGAUGAGGUUGAAAGUCUCACAGCAGCUCGUAGUGCUUUCCGAGCAGGCACAGAGCCUUCAGAUGCUAUCCGUGUGGUGAAUGCUGUAUUGACACAAAUAGAUCAAAUUAAAAGGUAUCCCAAUGUUGUAAUCUUGACUACUUCAAAUAUUACAGAGAAAAUUGACACGGCUUUUGUAGAUAGGGCUGAUAUAAAGCAAUAUAUUGGACCUCCAUCUGCUGCAGCGGUAUUCAGAAUAUAUUUUUCUUGCUUGGAAGAACUGAUGAAGCGUCAGAUAAUAUAUCCUCGACAGCAGCUGCUGACACUCAGAGAAUUAGAGAUGAUUGGUUAUGUAGAAAAUAAUGUGUCACGGCUGAGUCUUGUAUUAAAAGAAAUUGCCAGGAAAAGUGAAGGACUUAGUGGCCGAGUCCUGCGUAAACUUCCUUUUUUAGCACAUGCACUUUAUAUUCAAUGUCCUAACGUUACAAUGGCGGUGUUUCUUCAGGCUCUUUCACUUGUAGUGGACAAACAAUUUGAAGAAAGAAAGAAACUUGCAGACUGCUUUUGACAUUCUUGUUGUUGUUCCACAACUGUCUAGUCUCUAUGAUGUUCCUUGUUACCAC